GUUUUCAAUAUUUUUCGGCUUACCGAGUUAUACCGACGGCUAAUCAAUCACGGGGUUUCCUCAGUCGUUUGAUAAACAAUGUCAGAUCAAGACACAAAGAAAAUUUACAUACAAGUUUAAUCAAGCGAAGUGCAAACAAAUUUAGGAGUGGAUUAUUUCGACUGAAAAACCUGGCCUGCACUGGAUCCCCCGUGUUCUGGAAAUCAGGCCUGAUUGACCUGAAUUUCACCGCUUUAUUAAGCUGCAUCUAUGAUUUGUGGCUUUUUUUCGUCCAGGGAGCCCAGGAAGCGGGACGGAAUGUGGUCUUGGCUUGUCUGUGCCUGUGCCACCAUGACCUGGGUCGCGUCUUUAGGUUUCCUUUUCAGCUUUGGAAUUUUCCUUCCUGUGUUCAUGAACUAUUUUAACGAAUCCAGGGAAGCCACAGCGUGGCUUGGUUCUGUAGGUAUCGCUUUGGCUUUCUUCACUGGGCACCUGUCCUCUGCUCUGGUCACCCGAUUUGGCUGCCGUGUCACCACUCUGAUCGGAGGCGCAUUCUGCGUCGUCAGCUUGAUCACCAGCUCUUUCGUGGAGAACAUGAUGGUUCUCUUCUUUACCUACAGCCUUCUGUUUGGUUUGGGAUCCAGUUGCACAUUCUCUGCGGGACUGGUGGUGAUAGGAAAAUACUUUAAAAAGAGACAGUCAUUAGCCACAGGGGUAUUAACAGCUGGGCACGGUGGAGGAGUGCUUGUUAUGGGCCCCACCUUAGAGGCCCUGGUGAGAAUUACCGGUAGCUGGCAAACGACUUAUCGCAUAAUGGCGGGGGUAGCGUUCGUCUUGUGUUGUCUUGCUGUGACAUUUGAUCCCAACGUUGAGAGUGAUGACGAUGGUACCGACAAUCAAGGCAAAGAGGAAGCUAUCGGAGACGAUAACACGAUUAAGAAGGUGUCUCCAAAGAAACAGCUGGUUGAUAUCUCCGUGUGGAAAGAACUUCCAGUCGUUGCUAUAAUAGUAGCCGCAUGCGUGGUAGAGAUCGGCCAUUUUGUGCCGCAGAUUCAUUUAAUUCGCUACGGAGAAGAUCUGGGAAUCUCGGCCGAGAAAGGUUCAAAACUGUUUAUCUACUACGGACUUUGCUCCGCCAUUGGUCGACUCCUGGCUGGCAUCCUGUGCAACAACGAAAAGAUCAACCCAUUCUACGCGUUCCAGGCUGCAGAAUUUGUAGCUGGUUUGAGCACAAUCCUCGUUACCCUUACUACAACCUACACAUCUUUGGUUAUCUACAUUAUAGUGUAUGGUCUCAGUGAUGGAUUCUUCUUCACGAGUUUGAGUUUUAUUCUUCUCACAGUCAGUCCGUUGAAGACGCCCGCAGUGCUCGGCUGGGAAAUGAUGCUGACGUCAGCUUUCUUGGCCAGUGGUCCUCCAUUAGCGGGUCUAUUAGCGGACAAAUUGGGCUCAUAUGUCCUUCCUUUCCAAGUUGCUGGAGGUAUCACGCUGGCGGGAUCAUUCAUUCCCUUUAUGUUGUUGUGUGACAAAAGGAGAGGAAAAGCUGUGUCCAUACCAGAACAAGAAGAGGGUAGCAAGAACCUUCAAGGAGAGGCGUGAUAUUUCAUACGUCAUAGCUACUGUCUAUUUGGAUGGUCUGAUUGUUUUACAUCACUAUGAUCAUUCGUCGUUUUACAUGACUGCUGAAUUGAAGACGUUAAAUGCCAACAGAAAUCAGUCCAAGCCAUGCAAUAGUUAGAGAGUAAUGCUGAAGUGAGUAAAUAGGAAUUAAAAAAAAUGCCAGCUGGGUG
This is a messenger RNA of Stylophora pistillata, 1769 nucleotides long. RefSeq names its product monocarboxylate transporter 3. The record is from RefSeq and is a predicted model, not a curated record. Lineage: Eukaryota; Metazoa; Cnidaria; Anthozoa; Scleractinia; Pocilloporidae. Gene Ontology annotation, molecular function: transmembrane transporter activity. Gene Ontology annotation, biological process: transmembrane transport.